UGUCACUUCCGAGCUGCGAGCGCGACCAAUAUAAGCAGACAGACGAUGAGGGAAUUCAAUUGCAAUUCGUGUAAUUGAAUACCCAAUUCAUGAAAUAAAAGAACGCAUUCCCUUUCGUCGCUGAUACACCAGGUGUUUUAUCCAAGGAGCUUUCUUCUGUGGCAUUAGCAUUCUUCUGUGGAGUGUUCAUCUGUGGAGCAUUCUUCUGUGGAGCAUUCUUCUGUGGAGCAUUCUUCUUAUGUAAUAGGUUUCAGAGGGAGUAAGGUGUUGCUGCCAUUGUCAUCAGAUAAACACACAAGGGCAGAAGAAGAAGGACCAGGAAAUGAAUACCUUGCCCUGUCAGUGGCAGCAGGAUUCAUUCUCUCUCCAACCAAUCACACCUUAGACUUAGAGGAGCUGUCCUGGUGAUAAACUACCUGCUCAGAGCAUAAACCCUGGGACCCUACCUUGGGUUCUAAAGUGAAAUAACUUAUCCCCCCGCACACACACACACCCAGUCAGGAUGAAGCUGAAAGAGGACCUGAACCCAGUGCUGCUGCUGCUCUUCCAGGUGACGGUGUGGCUGUACUCUGUCCUAGCCUUCCUCCCCUCCUACCUCUUCAGCUCUGUGUCAGAAUCAGAUGCAGGCCUUGGCUCAGAACAGGAGCGGGCUCAGAGACUCAAGGCCCAGUCUGUGACGGGUCGCCCCGCGGGGCCCUACAGGGCCAUGGGCGCCACCAAGAGGCUGGUGUCAUCCCUGCACCCCGGGGUAGACACACUGGAUAAGGUGUUUGAGGAUGCAUCCAGAAGGUUCCCUGACAGAGACUGCCUGGGCACCAGAGAGGUGGUCAUGGAGGAGGAUGAGAGACAGAACAACGGAAAGGUCUUCAAGAAGGUGAUCCUGGGGCAGUACCGCUGGCUGUCCUAUGCUGAGACCCACAAGGCAGCAGCACGCUUUGGCAGUGGUCUUGCAGCGCUGGGCCAGAGGGCCCACAACAACAUUGCCAUCUUCUGUGAGACCAGGGCCGAGUGGGUCAUAGCCGCACAGGCGUGCUUCAUGCAAAACUUCCCAUUGGUCACUCUGUACUCUACCCUGGGGGGUCCGGCCAUUACUCACGGUCUGAACGAGACAGAGGUUAGUCACAUCAUCACCAGCAGAGAGCUACUGGAGACCAGACUCAAGUUCAUCCUGCUGGAGGUGCCCAGGCUGCAGCACAUCAUUGUGGUGGAUGACACGCCCACGAAGUGGCCUGGUUACCCACGAGGCAUCAGUGUCCACAACAUGGCUACCGUUCAGGAGCUGGGGACCAAGCUUGAGAAUGUGUCUCGUGGGCGUAAACAGCCCAUGCCCUCUGACAUCGCUGUAAUCAUGUACACCAGCGGCUCCACUGGCGUACCCAAGGGCGUCAUGAUCUCCCAUAGCAACAUCAUUGCUGGCAUCACUGGCAUGGCAGAAAGGAUACCCAACCUGGGUGAGAAUGAUACCUACAUCGGGUACCUCCCCCUGGCCCAUGUGUUGGAGCUGAGUGCAGAGCUGGUGUGUGUGGCUCAUGGCUGCAGGAUCGGCUACUCCUCCCCCCAGACGCUAGCGGACCAGUCAACAAAGAUUAAAAAAGGCAGCAAAGGAGACACCAGUGUUCUGCAGCCUACUCUAAUGGCAGCUGUGCCGGAGAUUAUGGAUCGUAUCUAUAAGAAUGUGAUGACCAAGGUGGAGGAGAUGAGCAGUGCUCAGAGGACUCUGUUCACUCUGGCCUACAACUACAAGCUGGAGCAGCUCUCCCAAGGACGCAGCACACCACUAUGUGACAACCUGGUUUUUAAGAAGGUUCGGUCCCUCUUGGGGGGGAAGACCAGGGUGCUGCUGUCGGGCGGGGCACCCCUCUCUGCCGCCACCCAGCGCUUCAUGAACGUGUGCUUCUGUUGCCCCGUGGGCCAGGGCUACGGCCUCACCGAGACCUGCGGCGCUGGCACCAUCAGCGAGAUGUGGGACUACAGCACAGGGCGAGUUGGAGGACCGCUCAUUUGUUCUGAAAUCAAGCUCAAGGAUUGGGUGGAGGGUGGCUACCACAGCACAGACACACCCAACCCACAAGGUGAGAUCCUGAUUGGCGGGCCCAACGUAACCAUGGGUUACUAUAAGAAUGAGGCCAAGAACCAGGACUUCUUUGUGGACGACAACGGCCAGCGCUGGUUCUGUACGGGAGACAUAGGAGAGGUCCAUCCUGAUGGAUGCCUCAAGAUCAUUGAUCGUAAGAAGGACCUGGUUAAGCUCCAGGCAGGAGAGUAUGUGUCUCUGGGGAAGGUGGAGGCCAUGCUGAAGAACUGCCCCCUUAUAGACAACAUCUGUGCCUACGCCAACAGUGAAGAGAUGUACGUGAUUGGCUUUGUGGUGCCCAAUCAGAAGCAUCUGCUGUCGCUAGCGGAGCAGUAUUGUAUCCGGGGCUCGUGGGAGGAGCUGUGUAACAAUGCUGCCAUGGAGGGGGUGGUCCUGCAGGUCAUCACUGAGGCUGCCCUAUCAGCCCAGCUGGAACGGUUUGAGAUCCCCCGUAAGAUCCGUCUGAGCCCCGACCCCUGGACCCCCGAGACGGGCCUGGUGACCGACGCCUUCAAGCUCAAACGCCAGCAGCUGAAGAGUAAGUACCAGGACGACAUCGAGAGAAUGUAUGGCGGGAAGUAG
Molecule: messenger RNA, 2656 nt
Organism: Oncorhynchus tshawytscha (Chinook salmon)
Lineage: Eukaryota; Metazoa; Chordata; Actinopteri; Salmoniformes; Salmonidae
Product: long-chain-fatty-acid--CoA ligase 3-like
Exons: 16
Coding region: 503-2656 (717 amino acids)
Biological process (GO): long-chain fatty acid metabolic process; long-chain fatty-acyl-CoA metabolic process; neuron differentiation
Cellular component (GO): plasma membrane; endoplasmic reticulum; lipid droplet
Molecular function (GO): long-chain fatty acid-CoA ligase activity
Source: RefSeq, a predicted model, not a curated record